This is a messenger RNA of Diachasmimorpha longicaudata, 8146 nucleotides long. It is a transcript of the gene Nrm, whose product is annotated as neuromusculin. The coding region runs from base 730 to 4701 and encodes 1323 amino acids. The record is from RefSeq and is a predicted model, not a curated record. NCBI's taxonomy places the organism in Eukaryota, Metazoa, Arthropoda, Insecta, Hymenoptera, Braconidae. The transcript has 21 exons.
ACUGGCAAGGGCGAGGAAGACAGAGGGAUAGAUACAGUUGCGUGUGCCACGGAAGCAUGCGCAGCGACCCACGGUACGACAGGUGCGCGCCAGCAAAAUUACCGAACCUUACAGUUUCGGGGAGGCAAGCGCACUUUCAACGUUCGCCGUGUCCGUCAGUCGCCCGCGGGUCUAUACCCCGACUGGUCGCUUUUCACCACUCUGCAUGUGUACAUCCAUGCUAAAUACACCCGUCAGCGAACGAUUUUCCGUAUACUAUUAUUAUUUAUUAGACGAUUGCGAUUUAUCAAAGAACAUUUGGUGAUUAAAGUUGUCACUGUCGUCCUAACGUUCUUAAAUAUUUAUUUCAGUUAUCAGUUAAUUUGAAUUCAAUUUUUUUUUUUCAUUUCUUUAGUACAAUAAUUACUUGUUUAGUGAAGUCACAUCAGUGCCAACGUGUUGCCACAAUUGCAUAUUCAUUUUUAUUUUCAAAUGCUCGAUCAAUUCUGUAAAUUGCUAGUUUUGUGUGAAUUAUGUUGUGAAGUACAUCGGGAGUAAUUGAAUUUCUCUUGAGUAUUCUAAAUCCCCAUUUCCCAUCGAGCCACAUGUUUUGUGGAGCAGUAUCCUAGUCUCCUGUGUUCUACAUCUCAGGAGGAUCAUACAGCUAAUUAAUUGUGCUUUUCUUUGAAAUACUAAAGUAGCCAUUGUGACUCUGUCAUUCAGCUUCAGUGGUUGCUGAGAGCUUAUAGAAUGGCCACUUCAAUUAUUCACCUAGUCCUUGUGCAGAUUUUUCUGGCGUUUUUCGUGAAUGGUAGCGUCGAGCCAUGGAAAAAGAGUGAGAAAACAGCUGAACGGGGUAGUGAGGUUGAAUUGCCUUGCAUCCUCAAAAGCUCGAAUUGCCGUGGUCUUCACAGUAUCAAAUGGUAUCGAGGUACACAGAGAAUCAUUAUAUUCAGUGAAAAUGCUGGCACCACCCACGACAAUAAUGACAUUGCCAACAGAACAUCAAUGGACUACUAUGCAAAUGUAACGCAAACUUUACUCAAGAUUAAGAAUCUCAAAGUGGAGGAUGAGGGGUUGUACAGGUGUGAGGCGACCUAUCUUACGAUAAAUCGCGAGUGCAACAACGUACAACAUAUCACCCUCAAUGUCACCGUGAGUCCAAAAUUUGUUAAAGUCAUUGAGAAGGACAAAGAGGCUGAGAAUUUAACGUCUGGCGUACUUCUUGGACCGGUUAACGAGGGAACGAACAUAACGUUGAUUUGUGAGAGCGACGAGGGAAAACCAGUGCCUAUAGUUGAGUGGUACAAAGAUGAUCAACGAGUAACGGCAAGUGGAUCGACGGAUAUCCAGAGAAAUGGCAUCGGUACAGGACGUAGUGUGCUGGAACUGCAGGUUAGCCGCAACGAAUUAGGUGCCACUUUUGUCUGCCGAGUCAGCAGUCCAGCGUUGGCAGAGCCCCUCACUGUCGACAUCGGACUUGACGUGCACGUGGGUCCACUGAAAAUGAACGUUACGGGGGUUGUUGGCCAUGUGGUCAGUGGUACAAAGAUCUUACUGGAGUGCAAAGUGAGCGCAGCAAGACCAGCGGCCAACGUCACCUGGUGCAAUGGCACUGACAUUCUCUCAGAUAAUAACGAACGGACUGAUGUAUUUGAAACCAAAACUAGUGAUAACAGCGAUGGUACAUUCGAAACGAGCAGUUAUUUUGGUUUUACAACCUCCGAGUACGACAAUGGUCAGACAUUCAGCUGCUUUGGGGAAAAUUCUGUAACAAGAGCAGAAGGUGUUAAACCGAUGAAAGAAGCUAUUACAAUGGAAAUACUAUAUCCACCCAUCGUAUCUAUGCAUCCCAAAAACAUAACCGUAAACGAAACUGAAGAUGUCGUUAUGUUCUGCGAAUACGAUGCAAAUCCAGCAAGCCUCAAGUCUGUGAAAUGGUAUCGAGACAAUCAGGAAUUAGACCUCACCUCCGAUCACUACGAAGGUGGCUUAACAGAUCAGCCUUCGCUAACUGUAAAAAUGUCAAACUCCUCUGAUAUGGGCACCUAUAAGUGUGUCCUCACCAAUAGCGUAGGCAAUUCCUCUGAUGACAGCUCCAUUGAUGUUUCAAUACUGUAUAAACCAAGUGUUCAAGUUAUCGUUGAGCCUGAAGUACCGGUGAACGAAGCUGAACGUUUGAAUGUGUCACUGACAUGUGACGUUACAGACGGUAAUCCUAUAAGUUUGAAUGCCGUGCGGUGGUACUUAGACGGUGAUUUGCUCAAGGAGUUGCCGGACUGUGCUAGAAACUCAACAGUUUCAACUACAGACGAUACUUCAACAUUUUGUGACAUAGAUCCAAGCAAAUUGCUUCUCGAGGCAGUUGGUAGGUCCUUCCAUGGAAAUUAUUCAUGCGAAGGAAGAAAUGAUGCUGGAUGGGGGCCAAUAUCAGGCAGAACAUCAGUGACUGUGCACUACAAACCAGGACCAGCGACGAUAUCGUACGAACCAAUGAGGGUCGUUAAAGGCAAUCCACUGAAUAUCACCUGUUCUGUUAUUGAUCCUGGUAGACCACGCAUCACAGGAUACAAGUGGAUACGCGGUAUCCAUCGGCUGACUGAUCAGGAAAAAGCUGUUUUGAGUAUGGAGUCCGUUAAUUUGAGAACCAAAGACAAUUUUACAUGUAUGGCAUACAAUGAAGCUGGUGAUGGUGAUUCAGCCACCACUUUCAUUGAUGUAUCGGCCGCUCCUGCUUUUAUUCAUCCACUUGCACCGUAUCAUGGCUAUGUUUACAACGCCACAAAUGUUAGCAUCGGUUGUCGUGUUGAGUGCUCACCUAUCUGCAAUGUAUCCUGGUCUAAGAACAAUAAACCGAUCGACUUUAGUGCCAACGAUAGCCUGUAUUACGUGACGAAUGUAUACCAUCCGGCUGACAAAGGUACCAGUGAUUUUGAGAGCAUACAGUCGAAUCUCACGUGGAAUCUAUCUGCAUGGCCCAAUGGUCAACUGGAUCGUCACAAAGACAAUGACAACUUCACUUGUGAAAGUAAUGGAAAUGGAAUUGGACCUGGUGUUAGAAGUACAACUCAUUUUCAAGUUGAAUAUCCACCAGAAAAUAUGACAGUCUCGACUCUGAAAAUUAGCGUAAUUGAAAACACUAUACCUGACAGUGUAAAGUGUAGUGCUGUAGCACAUCCGGAACCCACAUUUAGAUGGUAUCGAGAGGGUUCACCAGACAUCGCUGCAUCUUCUAGUGCUGUACUUGAUAUCAAAGAAAGAGUACCCAGACGAAGUAAUGGAACGUACAUAUGUGAAGCCAGCAAUCGUCACGGACCAGCCAGAAUUUCCGUUUGUCUCGAUGUUUUGUAUAAACCAGAUUGUCAGAUCAAUCGGGAGCGGAUAAAUGGUGAAGAUUAUCUGGUAUGCUCAGCUGUUGCAAAUCCCAAAGAGUGCAACUUCAAUUGGUCGUUGAAGAGCGACAACGACUCUAUCGAUCAGCUAGCGGAAAUGCGGGAUGGCAAGAGUUAUCUCCUCUUGGACACAACCGUCACAAAUUAUCGGACUUAUAUGUGUAUUGCCAAUAAUACAAUUGACUUCUCCAGUCCCUGUGAGCUCGGUGUACCAGCUCGCCAGGGACGCUCGGGUAAUAUUCCUUGGUGGUUUCAUCUCGAGGAACAUUCAUUGAUCAUCAUCAUCAUUGUUGCCAUGGUGAUACUGAUUGUUAUAAUAGUUUGCUCGGGGAUAAUUUACCUGAUUUGUCGGAGAAGGAGGAUGCAGGCUAAAUACAGUAAUCGCGUGGUCUCAAUGGAGGAACGUGAACACCCCGAUGGUGGUCCACCAAGUCCCACUGACUCCACGAGAUCGCACAAUCAUUGUUCAUCAUCCAUUCAUCCUAGUCCAGCGCCACGUUGGCCACUGAAACCCGGUGUACUCGUGCACAUUAAUCGCACACACAGUCUAAGCACGGGAUUAAGUCCAGUACACGCGAGACAGAAUCUCCAGAUGCACUCGACUUUGUCCGGCUGCACCGAGACCGAUCAAUACCACUCACAGGAAACCAAUGGGGUAGUUAGAAAACCAGUAAGGCCAUUCAGGCGUGGCAAAACCACCACUGUAAUCGGCCACCUGGAGCAACACCAUCAUACUACUGGCGUGCCAAUUGUUCAUGAUGAGGGUAUGAUUGCACGUGCAAAUAGGAUAAGAGCAAUGUUCAGUUCACAAUUGAGAGAGCCAGGUUCUUUUCCAGGGAUAUCCCGAGAUAAAACUGCUGUGACUUACAAAAGAAUAGUACCACGCCAGCGGAUGUCGUCGCACGGAGGCCCAUCGUUUUCCGUACCGAGUCGUGACAACCCCCGUGUCGACGGCUGUGGUAACAUUAACGCCAACGUCAACACCAACGCAUCCCGUAAGCGUAAAAAGCCUGGAGCAGAUCCUGGUCAGGGGGUGAACAAUAAUCGAGUUGACAGUGUUUCGGAGGGCUUACCAGAUUCUGAUACGAAAACAUUUUACGAUAAUUUACCGUUCCAUGGCAUUCAGGCACCACAAAAUAAGCCAUUCAAACCAGAGUUCUCCGAUCUGGAUUAUGCCGAUGUCGACUACAAAUCCUAUGGGCCCAUAAAUUACAAAGCUGCCAGUAUUGCUUUACUACAGACGCGAAAACAACCACAACAGCAGCAGCAACCUCUCGAAAGACGACCACAGAUGUACGGGACACAGGAUGACAACGAGGAAUUGCUCUGAAUAAACAUUAAUAAUUGGAAGAAGUCAUGUAAAUGAAUUAUACGAUUCGGCUCAUUAAUUAUUCAAUGAAAUGAAUGUGACAAAAGUUACUCGAUCUUGGUGGAAAAACUAAUGUCGCCAGAGUUCUUACGUAAACCGUAAGACAUCGAUUGGUCCCGACCACUGCUAAAUUGUCCAAAUUCGAAAAUUCGUCUCUUGUUAAAUUUAUACUUGCCAUUAUGAAUAAACAGGUUAAGGAAGAGUUUUUAACUUAAAUGUAUAAAUAUAUAUCUAUACUUUUUUACGCGUUGAGUGUGUGCAGGGAACAAAUUUAAUAACCGUGGAUAUUAACGAGAAUGUAUGGUUCUGAUGAAGAAUAGAUAUCCAUUGGGACCUUCGAAAUUGCCUCGAUAACGUCCAAAUACUAGUGAACUUAUUCAGGCAUCGAGAUGAGCCCGUCAUAAAUUAAUAGGUCAAAGGAAAUUUUCAUCGUUAACGGCUUUCGAUAUACGAUAUAAUACUCUAUAGGAUACACAGAAAAUUUCAGGUUCAUUUAAUGAAGAAUGUACAGAGUUAUAUUACACUGUGCUGUCACGGAAUUGUUGCUCGGUUAAUUCGAACAAUGAAGAAAUGUCUUUUGUGAUGAGAUACCUCCUGGUUGUUUACGAUACUCUCUUCAAUUGUUACUAAACUACCGAAAAAAAAUGUUAUUCGAUAGAUGUCUUUGUACGUGAAGGAUUAAGGAGAAUUCAGUGACUAGUGCAUUUGAUUUACAACUUGAUUGUUCAACCUGACGCAGAACCAGGGUGACAAUUUUUUCAUUUAUUUAUUUAGUUAUUCAAUGGAUGUUUCAUGUACAAACAACUGUGGCAUUUUCUGUCCAUCUAAACCGCGCUUAAUAUAUUAAAAUUAUACACUAAUAUAGAUCGUGCAGAUAAGUAAUGGAAGGUAUAUAUAAACCUUAUUGUACAGUUGAAUUCUAUGCUCCAUUUGAGAAGCCAAGAAAAUAAUGGAAUGAAUGCCAAUUAGUCAUCACUACCGUCCAGGAAAUAUCCGAUUGAGCGAAAAAAAUAAUCUCAGAUUGGUAACAUUAUUUAAUUACAAUCACCAGUGUUAUCUGUCUAUAACGAGCCACAUAAAUCGGAAUCUCAUUAUAACUGGAAGUUUCUGACAUCGAAUACCUGUUUAGUUUCAAUCAAAUUGAGUGCUUCAAUCCAUCAGAUAUAACAUUUUUUUACUGGUCAAUAUUCUUUAUUGCUAUUGACGAUGUCCUUUUUUAUCAAACUAAUUAUCAACAUAUCAGCUCACUCUGAAAGUCAUUUAACAAAAGUAAUUCUGUUUGCAAAUCAAAAUGGUACUCUCUGCUUCGUGUCCUAUCGUACCAUCGACGAUGUUAAAUUUUCAUGGUAUACUACACAUGUCUCACGUAUGGUACUGCAUAGUGGAGAUCUACCCCAUACAGAUAGCCACAAAAAACGUCAUUUUUUCGUUUUUCCGUGAUAGGUUGGGCAAACCCAACAGUAUAAAAAUAUUUUACGAUUUUCACCGGUAUUCGGAACAAAGUAUCGGGGGUAUAUUUUCCUUCGUCAUUCGUGGGCACGUAUUUUUAGCAGCUUGAAAUUGCCGUCUUUAAGAUUUUCAAACCGUGAGAAUGUUCAAUCAAUUAUCACAGAGAUAUAUAUUUUCGUGUAUUCAAAGUUCGCAAAUUCAAUUUAAGAUGUAAAAUCGUUAGACGAGACGUAAUGUUCAUCAUUUGUGUUUCUCAAAUAUAAUUUAUCCGCUGAAUAAAGUAGAUGCAUCAGAUUAAGUUAUUAAUGUCUUUCUGUUUAAACCGUAAUCAUGGAUGGGAAUAAAUUAAGUUUAUAGUAAAUAAUUGGUAACGAGAAAAAAUCACACCAUCUUUAAAAAACUGAGCAAAUAAAAGUACUUCCAAUUUUUAAUGAGACCUAAAAAAACAAAAUUCAUAUUCACGAAGUAAAUUGGAAACCACAAAUUACUGCCACUUUUAAUUAUCUCCGUAUUAUAAAUAUUUUUAUUCUAUCCUUCACCAGCAUUGAGGUACACUCGUUUAUAAAAUUUUAAUGAUGCCAGAGAGGAGAUAGGUGUUCGAUGCAUUUAAAAUCAACAACAUUUGAUGCUUCCCUCCACAUCGCUGUGCUUGAACUUUGUGCCAAUGUUAUAUUAAUACUCACCAAAUAUUUAAUUUAUAUGAUUGGAAAUAAUGGAAUGAGAAUCAAUAUCAUCCGAUACAAUAAUCUUCCAUGUGCUGAACACCUCACGCACAUUAUAGAGGGAAUUAAAGAUAAAUACUCGUUGAUGAUAUAAUUUAUUGUUUUUUAUGUACGAUAAAAAACACUGUAUAAAUAUUUAUAUAAUGUUCCUACCUAAUGGAAGGCAUAUCAUAAAAUGCUAAACAAAAAUUACGAUAGCCAAAGUUCCUCAACAGUCUUACCAAAGAUUAACAACCCUGACGUGAUUGAUGCAAUCGCGUUCAAUUAAAUUUGAAAUUAUUCACAAUUUGUUCUUCCUCAGUUUUCACCUAAACCAUGAAUUAUCAAUGAUAAGUUGUACAGAAUCAACGAGCAUUGUAGAUACAUGUAAAAUUGUAUUUAAAACGAUGGAAAGUAUCUCUAAUGUAUUAUAUAUCCUAUUAAAGCCAUAUAAGUAAUUAUAUAAUUGCGAUUCUCGCACAAUGUUAUGAGAUUAAUAAUAUUCAAUAUUUAUUUUUAAUUUCAUUCCUCGCUUUGUUACCAUUUAUUGUUAAUAAUGUUUUUUUUUGAAAUAUCAGUUGUGUCUAUAACUCAGUUGUUCUCUCCAUCAGUUUAUAUUAUGCUGACGUUAUUGCCUCCAUUAUCCUCUCAUUCUCGCGAUUGAUAUUGGCAUGCAAAUAAAAUCACUGAAUUCAUACGGUACGUAUCAUUCGCAAAUUAUUUGGCAGGCGGUGAAAAAUAAUCACAGAACAUAUGGUGAUGUUUAUCAAAAUACGAUAAAAUGCGAAAAUUAUCGUAAUUUUUCAACCAUAGAUAAUAUGAUUGCACCAGCACUGUACGACUUGUUAUAACUAUUGUUAUGCAGCAAAUUACUCAGUAUGCAAUGACAAUGUGUGUUUAUAAUCCUAGAGUAAACGACACGCUAAGGAAUGUGAAAAAAAAAUUCAACAAUAUGAACAUUUAAAUUUUCAAAAAAUAUACAAUAUUACUCUAUUGGUAUUGAAAGUUUAUAUUAAGAAAAUCAUGUUCCAUUUACCGAAUCGUUAUAAAUUAUUUAUAAAUCAUUGUACUGGAGCUUAGCUCAUGCGUAUUCGUACGUUAAUUUCAAUCAUUGUCAAAUACCAAAAACAUAAAAUCUGUUGUCUGUAAUUAUGAAAUUAUUCAUAAAUACGCGUUGUAAAUACGAUUGAUCUGCCUAGUGAUAUUAAGAAAAUGAAUGGAAAAAAACGUUAAUAAAGAGAGAAAUUAACUAUUCA